Molecule: messenger RNA, 4631 nt
Organism: Mizuhopecten yessoensis (Yesso scallop)
Lineage: Eukaryota; Metazoa; Mollusca; Bivalvia; Pectinida; Pectinidae
Product: protein kinase DC2-like
Exons: 8
Coding region: 250-1269 (339 amino acids)
Biological process (GO): protein phosphorylation
Molecular function (GO): ATP binding; protein serine/threonine kinase activity
Source: RefSeq, a predicted model, not a curated record
CAGGUGCUUGCUGUAUUCCAGUUUGACAGUUGGUGUUAGGAGUGAAGGGUGGUGUUGUGUGAUCGGGGUCAUAUUUGGUCGUGAACAGGUGCCAAAAUGUCAACAUUACCGAGUUCUCACUGACGAAUAUGUCUUUACAUUUAACUUUGUUCUGUUUAUUCGAGGACAUGUUGGAGUAAGGUUGUUGACAAGAUUGGCUGUGCCGGUGGAUAGUAAACUCUUGGCUGGAGGGUAACUUAGUGCUCGAAAAUGGCGUCUGCUAGAGUUGCCAAAAUAAAACGUCAGAGUUCAGGAAGAGAUGAAGAAAGAGACAAGGGACCACCCAAAAUUAACAGCUAUGAUAUACUGACAACGAUCGGUACUGGUACGUUUGGGCGAGUGGUAUUAUGCAGACACAAAGAAAAUAAGGACUAUUACGCACUCAAAGUAAUGAAGAUCACAGAGGUUAUACGACUCAAACAAAUAGAACAUGUGAAAAACGAAAAGGAAAUUCUAGCUUCAGUCACACAUCCAUUUAUAGUGAACAUGACGUGGGCGUAUCACGACGACAGAUUCCUGUACAUGGUGUUGGAAUACGUUCCUGGUGGUGAACUCUUUUCAUAUCUUCGCAAUCAUGGCCGCUUCAACAAUGACAAGUCCAAUUUCUAUGCAUGUGAAAUUGUGUCAGCGUUAGACUACUUACACUCCAAAUUAAUUGUCUAUAGAGACCUGAAACCAGAAAACUUACUUCUCGAUAAGGAAGGACAUUUAAAAAUCACAGAUUUUGGUUUCGCAAAGAAGUUGGAAGACAGGACGUGGACCUUGUGUGGGACCCCGGAGUACCUCGCCCCCGAAAUCAUCCAGAGUAAAGGACACAACAAAGCUGUGGACUGGUGGUCGCUAGGCAUCCUCAUUUACGAAAUGUUGGUCGGAUUCCCACCAUUUUUUGAUGAUAAUCCAUUUUCCAUUUAUGAGAAGAUUCUGGAGGGCAAGAUAGAAUGGCCAAGACAUCUGGAUCCUGUGGCAAAAGAUCUGGUAAAGAAACUGCUUGUCCAAGACAGAACGAAGCGUCUGGGAAAUAUGAAGAAUGGUGCCGAUGAUGUGAAAAGACACAAGUGGUACAAAGGAAUUGUAUGGGAGGAUGUGGUAGCCAGAAAGUUAACGCCUCCUAUUGUACCGAAAUUGUCGCAUGCUGGGGACACGAAAAACUUUGACGAAUACUCAGAAGAUGAUUGGCGGAAGGCAGCAGUUGUCAGUGAUCGAGAACUCAAAUAUUUCCAAGACUUUUGAAUGUCGCCAAGGCAACCAAAACAAUUGAAAAAUUACCUGUUAUUUUUUCAAAGGAUCAAUUAACAAUACACCUCAUGGAACAUGAAUAUCUUGCCCGAUGCUGUGAUCCAGAAACAGUGCUUGACGGUCUAGAAGUUCGUGGGUUUUUGCUACGAAAAUAGGAUACUUCUUACAGUACUACAUUGUACUGUGAAAUCACGAAUUUUCGUUGAGUUUUUAUUAUGUGGAUUUCAUUGCUAAUCUUCAUCCACAAAUCCACGAAGUAAUUUCACAUUUGAUAUAUAAAGCAAUUCUCUGUUUUAGGGAGUACUGGUAAUCCACAAAUUCAUGUACCCAUGAAGCGGUGUUUUGUCAGGAAAACACGAAAUUUGGGCUUCAUGAAAAAUAUCUGAUUUCACAGUAUGUAUUCUGCUCUAAUCAAGGACCUUCACUAAAACCCAAAAUUUGUACAAGACUAGGAACUUUAAACUGAUAUUAAGCCUACUAAAAAUAUGAUAUUGGACCUGAGGCUGUAGUUGUUUAAGGUGCUCUUCAAGUCUAUAAACACUUAGAAAAAACUAGAGACAAUGUCAUUCUUUAUAGAUGACCUUUGCUAUUGAUAAUUUUGUAGUGAAAUCUUUGCUGCAUAGUAGGAGUUAUUAAAUCAGUAGGAUGUUCGAAGUCAAUUAAAGGCAGAAAUGGUGUUUUAGAGGAACAUAUAUGUAUGAAACAAUGCAGAAUUUAAGUGCUUUAUGAACAACUAGUGGAAAAAAACUUGUAAUCUUUUAUGGUUUAUUCGUUUUAAUCCAAUUUAGAAAAUAACAAUAAGUGAGAGAAUGAAUGUGUAGUUUAAGGUUGGGUUUGGAUGUAGAGCAGUUUCCAUAAUUAAAUUUUUGCAUGUAUCCAAGUUGAAACCAAGGAUAUUUGUUCUAAAGAAUGUGACUUGUGACAAGUCCAGAAGGCCGGUUGUCUACCGGUUAAUUGCCACAAAUAGUUUUUUUAGAAAAAAUGAAAAUACUGUAUCCAAAUAUGUUGAUAUCAAAUUUGAUUCCAUUUCUGGCCAAGAACGUAGAAAUAUCAGAAACGUUAUAAAUGUUUGGCAAAUAGACCAAAGGUGCUUAUAGAGCAGCUCUGAGCUUAGAGCGGGAUGUUUCUGCAAAUUUUCUCAUGCAAAGAAGUCUGUCAUUUGUCACGUGACCAGAAUUCUUUUUAACAAACUUUCAUGUCUGACCUGCCUCAUAACAUACAGAUGCCUGUCAGACAUUUGUAACGUUUUUAUGCAAAACAGUUUUCCUUGCCAAAUUAUACACAUAUACAUGUACACACAUUUCAAUUCUGUGUGCAGAUAUGGCAGCCAUUGAAAACAUCCCUUAAAAACCUACACAAACUCUUGUCAGAUGACUCUAGUAACAUCAAAGGUCAAAGUAAAAAGAUAUAAUAAGUAUGUUUAUUUUACAUUUAUCAUAUUGAAUGAGACAUCUGUAAAAGAAAAGUGAAAGAAACACAGUUUUGCCUUGCGGCUGUGAUCAGAGGAUGGGAGGUAACUCUUGCACUCUUCUUGAAAAUAUUUUUUAAGUUUCUAUGAAAAAUUAUGGAUGUCGCAUAACUCUUCAAUUGCAAAACCAAAUCAGGGCAUGUUCCUGGUAAUUGACUCCUUAAAAAAAGGAUAUUUUUCAAUCUGUUGAAUUCCUCCAACCAUGGCGCUUUCAAACCUACAAAUAUUAAUUCUGUUUCUAAAUGAUCCUCAUAAUGCAUGCACUUUACUUUAACAUUUGGUGCAGCCAUUAUCACACCAUAUUAUAAUCCCAUUAUUGUAAAUAAAAUCUUUAUCAUAAAUGUAAAUAGAGUUUUUACAAAGGAUAUUUUUAUGAAUGAAGAUUUAAUUAAUUUAUUUCAUUGAAGUGUAUAGUAAUUUAUAUAGGUUGUAUUGUACCUCUCUGUGUUUCUGCCUUGAUUAUCUCUGCGCUUGUUGAUUCAGUGGCAGGUGUGUACGUCCCUAGAAUGAUUUAAAUGUGUAUAUCAUGCUAAAUUUUAUAUGGUUUUACAUAUAGCAGUGUAGUAUGUAUCUGAACAGCUUGUACAAACAAAAAUAUUUUACCGACUUUUCAUGUGUGAUAUUAAUCAUUGUUUUCAAUUCAUAUAAAAAAUCAGAAGCCAGUGUGUCGACUGGCUAAUAAGGUUUCAUGCAAAUCAAGAUUUGAUUAGUUGUCUGUGACUAUUAAGGUAAGCAUAGGUAAACUUUGGUUUCCCUGGUAACCACAGGUACACUUUUGGUUUCCCUGGCAGCCUCAGUUGCACUUUUAGUUUCCCUGGUAACCAUGUUCACUUUCGACUUCCCUGGUAACCACAUGUAUAAUUUGGUUUCCCUGGUAGCCUCAGUUGCACUUUUGGUUUCCCUGGUAACCAAAUGCACGUUUGGCUUCCCUGGUAACCACAUGUAUAAUUUGGUUUCCCUGGCAGCCUCAGUUGCACUUUUAGUUUCACUGGUAACCAAAUGCACUUUUGGCUUCCCUGGUAACCACAUGUAUAAAUUGGUUUCCCUGGUAGCCUCAGUUGCACUAUUAGUUUCCCUGGUUACCAAAUGCACUUUUGGCUUCCCUGGUAACCACAUGUAUAAUUUGGUUUCCCCGGAAACCACAUGUAUAGUUUAAGUUUCCGUAAUUGGUAGCCACAGGUACACUUUGGUUUCCUUUCUAGCCACUUGUACACUUGUGUUUCUUUAUUAGUCCAGGCAUUUUGAUGUCCCUGGUAACAACAGGUAGACGUUUUGUUUCCCUGGUAACCAGAGAUACAUUUUUAAUUUUGUUUGGUAGCCACAGGUACAUUUUGGUUGCCGCUGGUAGUCAAUUAUUAUUUGGUAUUCUUUGAAUAAUUCAAAAUUGAUUUAAAGUCUCGCGGAUAUCUAAGUGUUCUACGUAAUAAAAAGAAAUCAUUACUUCUUUGUAAUUAUUUAAAAGCUCAACUGAGUAAAUUGUGUGCAAUGUAUUUGACAAUCUGGAAGAACAUUGUAGAUGUAUGAAAUAUAUCCUUACUUAUCCUAAUAUUUUAUGUUAUUUUAGCUACAGAUCAACGACACCCUCCUAUGAUAAAUGAUUUUAUCAUAAAUUUUACUCAUAUUGAUUUCCUUCAAAAGGGGUUCGUAGUUUAACUUAAAUUAAUUGAAGUGUAUAAACAUCAUUGAUUCAAAUUCUGAGUUGAAAUUGGUUUAUGCUCUCCAAGUUGGCAUAGUAAACAUCUUUUAAGGAUCCCUGUUCCAUUGCCAAAAUUUCCAACUAUGCACUGAAAACCAAAUUUGCCAGCAAGAGAUUGUUUGAUAAAUCAUUACUGGAAAGAAAACCAUACCUUGCAAGAUUUUUAUGAAAAAAAUAUAGCGCAAUAAAGAA